CUCUGCCUGUGUUUUUAGGCCUGGGGUCCACUUGAUUUAAGUUAGGACCAUAGCUGAUGUUGCCUAGAUUUGGGCAAUAUCUUUUUUUCCUGGAGUUCAGGAGGAAGGACUCUGUAAAACAGCUCACACACUGAGGUUCAUGAUAUGACUUAAUCUGCUCUGCUGAGACUACCUAGACAGAAGCGUAUUUAUUAACAGCAAGCAGGUUGCUAAAUUGAGGCAAUGGGAAGCCUGAGUAAACUGCCAUGGAAAAUAAGUCGCCUCUACUGUCACAGUCACCUUCCUCUUGUUGCUGGUUAUUGGAAAGGAUCAAUUUCUAAAGAAAAAUACAAGAAAGGCAGACUUUCCACAUGUACUCAUAUUAGAAGUAUUGGGACAAGUGUCCCUGUGAGUAGAAGCCAAGUCAUUCCAAAUUCAAAAUCACCAGAAACGCCACUUCUGAAGCAGUUAAAAGCUCGCAUCAAAUUGUCAGGACCUUUGACAGUUUACGAUUACAUGAAAGAAGUACUAAUCAAUCCAGUCGCAGGAUAUUAUGCAGCCGGUCAGGAUAUGUUUGGAAGCCAGGGAGACUACAUCACUUCACCCGAGAUAUGUCAGAUGUUUGGUGAAGUGUUAUGAUAUUGUUCUCCAGCUUGUAGGUGUGUGGGUCUACAGUGAAUGGUACAAGUUGGGAUCACCCAAGCCACUGCAGCUAGUGGAACUGGGACCUGGACGUGGCACUCUCAUGCAAGACAUUCUAAGGGUUAGUUUCAUUAU
Molecule: messenger RNA, 756 nt
Organism: Cherax quadricarinatus
Lineage: Eukaryota; Metazoa; Arthropoda; Malacostraca; Decapoda; Parastacidae
Source: RefSeq, a predicted model, not a curated record